Molecule: messenger RNA, 1940 nt
Organism: Dendrobium catenatum
Lineage: Eukaryota; Viridiplantae; Streptophyta; Magnoliopsida; Asparagales; Orchidaceae
Product: L-ascorbate oxidase homolog
Exons: 8
Coding region: 85-1707 (540 amino acids)
Molecular function (GO): copper ion binding; oxidoreductase activity
Source: RefSeq, a predicted model, not a curated record
CCUACUUAAAACCCUUUAACCUUUCCAUUACUCUUCAGAUCUCUGUCUCAUUCUCUGAUUUUUCUCCAUCUCUUCUUAACUACAAUGGGAAGAGCCAUGACACUCUUUCUCUGCCUCUUCUGCACCGCCGUUGCCCUUCUCGCUACCUCCGCCAUUGCCGAGGACCCCUACCGCUACUUCACUUGGACCGUCACCUACGGCACCGCUUCGCCUCUCGGAGUUCCACAGCAGGUCAUCCUCAUCAAUGGUCAGUUCCCCGGCCCUUCCCUUGAUUGCAUCACCAAUGACAAUAUCAUCAUCAAUGUCAUCAACCAGCUCGACGAGCCCUUCCUCUUAACCUGGAACGGGAUCAAGCAGAGGAAGAACUCAUGGCAGGAUGGGGUUUUGGGUACUAACUGCCCUAUCCCUCCCAAGGCCAACUACACCUACAAGUUUCAGAGCAAGGACCAGAUCGGCACCUUCACCUACUUCCCCUCUACGGCAAUGCACCGCGCCUCCGGCGGAUUCGGUCCUUUCUACGUGCGCCAGCGCUCCGUCAUAUCGGUGCCUUACGACAUUCCCGACGGCGAGAUGUCCCUGCUUGUCGGCGACUGGUACAAGGCUGGCCACAAGUCGUUGAGGCAGGGUUUGGAUUCAGGGAAGCCUCUCUCUUUUCCUGAUGGACUCCUCAUUAAUGGCAUUCCACAAUCAUAUUUCUUCACUGGAGAUAAAGGGAAGACAUAUCUAUUCAGGAUCUCCAAUGUUGGACUCUCCCUAUCCUUCAACUUCAGAAUUGAGGGCCACAAGAUGAAGGUUGUCGAAAUCGAAGGAUCCCAUACAAUUCAAAAUACUUAUGAUACGCUCGACGUCCAUGUUGGGCAGUCCAUAGCUGUUCUUGUGACUCUUGAUCAGCCACCGAAGGACUACCAUAUUGUGGCCACCUCCCGGUUCACAAGAACAGUCCUCACUGCAACUGCUGUCUUGCACUAUAGAAACUCCAAGUCCCCAGUUUCUGGACCAAUCCCCGCUCCUCCGGCCGGUGAUUAUCAUUGGUCUAUGCUCCAAGCCAGAACCUUCAGAUGGAAUCUAACAGCAAAUGCUGCAAGGCCUAAUCCUCAAGGAUCUUACAAGUAUGGUAACAUCACAAGGUCCAGAUCACUGAACUUUGCAAGCUCUGCACCUGUGAUCAAUGGCAAACUGCGCUAUGCUGUCAAUGGUGUCUCCUUUAUCGUACCUGACACUCCAUUGAAGCUUGCAGACAACUUCAACAUUGCUAGUGUCUUCACUUGGGAUAGCAUCCCAGUUUCGCCUACCAAUGGUCCUAUUGUUCUUGGAACACCAGUUCUGAGGACCAACCUUCAUGAAUUCAUUGAGAUAAUUUUCCAAAACACCGAGAAUACCAUGCAGUCUUGGCAUCUUGAUGGCUAUUCUUUCUGGGUUGUUGGAUAUGGAAAUGGGCAAUGGUUGGAACAGAAUCGUAACAGCUACAACCUUGUUGAUGCUGUCUCUAGACACACAGUCCAGGUAUAUCCAAAUGGAUGGUCAGCGAUCUUAGUAUCACUGGAUAAUCAAGGGAUGUGGAAUCUGAGGUCUGCAAUGUGGGGAAGGCAGUACCUUGGGCAACAACUCUAUAUUAGAGUUUGGACUCAAGAGAAGAGUUAUUCAAAUGAGUAUGAUAUUCCUCCAAAUGCAUUGCUUUGUGGCAAGGCUUCUGGGCUUCAUCCUUAGAGAAAAUGGUGAAUUCUUGUAUCAUUUGGCUUCUUGUGUCACAAUAAGGUGACAAAAUGGAGGAGGUGAGAGGUUAAUUUUUUUAGGUAGAAGUGCAAGAAUUUGUUUUUUUUUUAUUAUGCAUUGACACAUUUCUUAUUUAUAGCAAAAAUGUAAGGAAAAUUUGUUUCUUUUGUAAGUUCAAUAAAGCAUUUUAUGUAGGUCACAUGAUAUGGGCAAUAGUUUUAUGUUUA